Messenger RNA from Pseudonaja textilis, 913 nucleotides. The record is from RefSeq and is a predicted model, not a curated record. NCBI's taxonomy places the organism in Eukaryota, Metazoa, Chordata, Lepidosauria, Squamata, Elapidae.
UGAACCUGCAGAAAACCUCCCAGCCCUGAUGGAGAAAAAACACUCGCUCUUGGAAGAGAAUGAAAAACUCAGCCGUGGCUUGAGCGAAGCGGUUGAUCAGAUUGCUCAGAUGUUGGAGAGGGUCAUCAUGAUGGAACAGCAGAACGAGAGGAUUACCCUAAAGCUGGAAGAGCUCUGAGAACCCGCAGUGUUACAACUGGACCUGGAGAAGCUGCUGACAUCUGUGGAGGACGAAGAACUGAAAGAACAGCUGGAACUAUUUAUCCGGUUGCAACAAAUUAUCGCUCAGCUGCUGAAAGAAAAUCCUCCUGCUGUAGUUGGCAUGGACGUAACAGAACAGCAUUCCGAUUCUACGUCCUCGGUAAACCUGGAGGCCCCCCAGUCUUCAGACAACUACGCCGCUCAGCAUGCCCUCCAGCAAGCUCAGAUGUCCAAGGAGCUGCUGGAACUCAACCAAGCCCUUGCUCUGAAGGAGGCCCUGGCUCAGAAGCUCUCCCAGAGCGACCGCCAGCUGGAACCCAUCCAAUACCAAUCACAGAACAACAUCCAGAACCUGGAAGGGGAGGUGGCCAAGCUGCAGAAAGAGAAGGAAGAUUUGAUCCUCACCGUUCAGAUGACCAAGAAAGACGUCACCCAAGCCAACCUGAGCGAGCAUUGCCGGAAACGUCUGCAGGAGCUGGAAGGGGAGAUCAGCGAGCUAAAGAAGAAGCUGAAGGAACAAUCCAAGCUGCUGAAAAUGAAAGAAUCCAGCGAGCAGGCCAUCUCCAAACUCUACCAAGAGAUCCGGGCCAUGAAAAAUCAAUGGGUUCAGCUGAUUCGGGAGAUGAAAGAAGAUGCUGAGAAAUUCCGACAGUGGAAGCAGCAGAAGGACAAGGAAGUCAUCCAGCUAAAGGCCCAGGAUCGCAAGCAGUAG